GAUGAUAAACGGAUACCUGUGGAUAUGGUCUGUAAACCUGUCGCGAUUAAAUUGACAACAAAAAUAAUUUACAACAAUUAUGAAGCAGACGAAUAAACACCGAUCGGCUUAACUCGGUAUAAAACAACGACGAUAACUGAUGAGUUUAAUUGAGGAAUCAGUCACUGACGAGUCGUAUCUUCGCUAGAUUGCUCGAAGCACGCUGUCGAUGAGGCGAGCGUCGAUCGCUGCCUCCAACGAUUCCUAGCAACAUGGACAAGCGUGGAAACGACAAAAAUGCCGAGAGAUCUAACGUGAUUCACUAUGUCGCGAAGAAGAACACGUUGCUAAAUCGUAUAUCCGGCAGCUGCGACGUUAACAUCAGCAAGCUCCGGGCUGGAAUGCUCGUCGAAGCUGUUGAGGUACUGAGAGACGGUGGAUUACGGAUACGUGUCACGGAUCCUGCUGGUGCCGAUGUUUGGAAGAACACGGAAUGGCUCUGUCAUCGUUACGACCUUGUCCCCGUUUCGUCGAUCAUGUGGCAGUACUUAGCCGCAGUUUCUUCGCCUCAGGAACGGGUCAAACUUGCUACAGACAAACAGUUGUGCAAGGAGUUAAACGAUAUUAAAUUAAAGAGCAAAGUCCUGCUGCAAAAUGAUCCAGCACCCACUUCCGGGGAACAGAUUUCUGCUGUGAUUCAAUACAUUGGACCUGUUCCCGAGCUUGGCUAUGGACUUUACUUUGGUCUUGAGAUUUUGGGGAAUCGACAAUCCUUUCAGCAUGUUGAACUAACUCAGAAAUAUUUUACGACAUCGGCGCAGGGAAUUGGGAUAUUUGUAGACCUGAGUAACAUUAGACCAUGUAAAACUGAUUUAUUGGAUUUUGGAGAGCCUGAGAGAAGAAAUAUCGAUAUCGUUGACAAUGUGACCAGUGUUUGUAACGUUCCAGUGAACAACGAAAGUCAAAAUGUUGGUCAUACAGAUAAAUUGGGAGAACUGCACAUCGGAUCGCAUGUGGAAAUACAAUUGGGAUCGUCCAGAAAUUAUGGUUUCAUUCGCUGGAUCGGCGCUCUCCCUGGUAUUCCGCCUGAGAAACUUAUAGCUGGUGUUGAAUUGGAGGACGAGCAUCCGCAGGGAACCGACGGCAUAUGUAACAACGUAAGAUACUUCCACUGUAAACCACACAGAGCUUUGUUUGUGGAUAUAAAUCAGUGUCAGUCGCACAAUAGAAUAGACGAUGGUGAGCCCAAAAAAAUGGAAUUUGACAAAUUUGGCAAUACCGGGAAUUCCGUUGUGGCGGGAAUGGUUCGUCCGAUAUCUGUGAAAGGUGAUCUUGAAACUAUUUGUGGAAAGUACCGUGGUAUUCAAGGACAUCACAACUCUUGUUACCUGGACGCAACUCUCUUCAGCAUGUUUACGUUCACCAAUGUCUUCGACAGUCUUUUGUUCAGGCCUCCAAAUGAAAAGGACUGUGCUCAGUACGAGGAAGUGCAGCGAGUUCUUCGCGAAGAGAUUGUAAACCCUUUGCGAAAGAAUCUAUUUGUCAGAGCAGAUCGUGUCAUGAAGCUUAGAACUUUGCUUGAGAAGUUAUCGUCGAUAUCGGGACUUACUAGCGAAGAAAAAGACCCUGAAGAAUUUCUCACUUCUCUGGUAGCUCAAAUAUUGAACGCCGAGCCCUUUCUGAAGCUAAGUUCUGGGCAGGAUGCAUAUCACUAUCAACUGUUUGUUGAGAAGGAUGAUCACCUAAAUUUACCCACCGUUCAGCAACUUCUCGAACAAAGUUUCCUCACUAGCGAUAUAAGAUUGAAAGAAGUUCCUUCUUGCCUGAUAAUCCAAAUGCCGCGGUUUGGAAAGUCCUUUAAAAUGUAUCAGAAAAUACAGCCCUCGCAGCUCCUCGAUGUAACAGACAUCAUCGAAGAUUCUCCCAGGCAAUGUACCGUAUGUGGAAAGUUAGCGGAGUUUGAAUGCAAGGAGUGUUACGGACAAUGUGGAGUUGGCCUGGAGAGUAUAGCGUUUUGUGUCAAGUGUUUAGAAAAGGUACAUAGUCACGAGAAACGGAAAAGCCACAAAGCCAAGAAGCUAACGGUUCCUAUCGAGUUUGCAAUACUGCAGGAGCACUGCCCCGUUCCACGACUCUACAUGGAACUCUCCGCUGUCGUAUGUAUCGAGACAUCGCAUUACGUCUCAUUUGUCAAAUGUGGAUCCGGUUCGGAUGCGCCCUGGUGCUUCUUCGAUUCGAUGGCAGACCGCAAGGGAGAACAAAAUGGUUAUAACAUACCAGAGAUGGUUCCAUGCCCCGAUUUUCCGUACUGGUUAAGUGAAGACGGGGCACACUACUUGGCGGAAUUGACUGAUGAUCGGCAGCUGCCUGAACACGCAAAGCGAUUGCUGUGCGACGCUUACAUGUGCAUGUAUCAGUCGCCAGAUGUGAUGAUGUACCGAUAAUCAAUCAGUGAAGAAAUCGGUCUCAAUGAUAAAACGAAUGACAAGUAUUAUGAUUUAG
Molecule: messenger RNA, 2481 nt
Organism: Diprion similis
Lineage: Eukaryota; Metazoa; Arthropoda; Insecta; Hymenoptera; Diprionidae
Gene: CYLD
Product: ubiquitin carboxyl-terminal hydrolase CYLD
Exons: 11
Coding region: 252-2423 (723 amino acids)
Biological process (GO): protein K63-linked deubiquitination
Cellular component (GO): cytosol
Molecular function (GO): cysteine-type deubiquitinase activity; K63-linked deubiquitinase activity
Source: RefSeq, a predicted model, not a curated record